AUGUGGACCCAUCUGAAGUUGGGAAGCAGACUGGGAGUUUCGGAGAAGCGUUUGCUAAUCAUGAAGAACAAUUCAUUUCAACAACAGAUGGAAGGGAAAGGAUUUGAUGGAAAACGUGGAGAGGUGGAGAGCAGGUCUCAGGGAAGUUGCAAAAUUAAGAGGGAUGAGCAUAAAUUAUUGGUUACAAAAUGGGCAACUGAUGCUGGUAUUGGGGUGUUCGCCGGGAUUGGUGGAAUAGGGAAGACUACCAUUGCCAAAACUGUCUAUAACUCAAAUUUUGACAGGUUUGAAUGCAGUAGCUUUCUUUUAGAUAUUAGAGAGACUUCUAAACAGCCCAAUGGUUUGGUACAUUUACAAGAACAACUACUUUCAGAUAUUUCGAGGUGUGGAAAACUAAAAAUUGGCAGUGUUGAUGAAGGAAUGAUUAAGAUUAAAAAUGCAGUAAGUUACAGAAGGGUUCUCGUUGUUCUUGACAAUGUGGAUCAACUGGAUCACUUGAAUGCAGUACUUGGAAUGCGAGACUGGUUUUGUCCAGGAAGUAAGGUUAUUAUAACAAAGCGUUAUGAGAAACUGCUGAAACCAUAUAAAGUUGACGAGACCUUUAAGGUUAAAGAAAUUGAUUAUAAUGAGUCACUGCGGCUCUUCAGUUGGCAUGCCUUUAGACAAGCACAUCCUAUUGAAUGUUUCAUGGAGUACUCAAAAAGUGUACUCCAACAGUGCAAAGGACUCCCUCAUGCUCUUAAACUGUUGGGUUCUUCUCUCCGUGAUAGAAGUGCACAGGAAUGGGAGACUUCAUUGGAAGAAAUGGAAUCAUUCACUGGAAAUCAGAUCCUAUAAACACUGGCAAUUAGCUUUAUGUCCUUACAAGAUGAUCACGACAGGAAAUUAUUCCUCCACAUUGCUUCAUUUUUUGUUGGGAAGGACAAGGAAUAUGUGGUCAAAAUGCUGGAUGAAUGUAAUUUCUAUACAACAGUUGGAAUUGAAAACCUUGUGGAUAGAGGCCUCAUAACAAUUGGAGAAGGGAAUAAGUUGAUUAUGGAUCAACUGCUCCGCGACAUGGCUAGAAGAAUUGUACACAAAGAGUCACCCAAUGAGCCUGGGAAGAAGAAUUGUACAC
Messenger RNA from Rhododendron vialii, 1117 nucleotides. RefSeq names its product disease resistance protein RPV1-like. Lineage: Eukaryota; Viridiplantae; Streptophyta; Magnoliopsida; Ericales; Ericaceae. The coding region runs from base 1 to 837 and encodes 278 amino acids. The record is from RefSeq and is a predicted model, not a curated record. Gene Ontology annotation, biological process: defense response. The transcript is spliced from 2 exons. Gene Ontology annotation, molecular function: ADP binding.